AUGGCUUCUCAGCGCAUUUUCCAGCUCGGCCUGCGACGCGCAGCUGCGCCAGGCCUGAGGGUGCAGCCUGCAGGACGCAUGGUUCAGCGGAGACUCGCAGCGACCGAACAUGCUUCCCAGUCUCAAGCUGCUGAGAUCCUGGCCAAGCAGCGCAUCAACCGUCCAGUCUCGCCCCACCUUGCCAUCUACAGGCCCCAAAUCACCUGGAUUGCCUCAGGGCUCAACCGUAUCACUGGUCUCACCCUGUCUGGCUCUCUUUACCUCUUCGGAAUCGCAUACCUCAUUGCGCCCUACACUGGAUGGCACCUCGAAACACAGUCAAUGGUCGCGGCCGUUGCUGCUUGGCCCGCCGUGGUCAAGGCUGGUGUUAAGACUUUCUUCGCACUCCCCUUCUUCUUCCAUUGCCUCAAUGGUGUCAGGCAUUUGGCUUGGGAUAUGGGUGUUGGCUUCAAGAACCAGCAGGUCAUCCGUACCGGCUGGGGUGUUGUUGGAUUGACAGCCGUCUCGACCCUUUACUAUGCUUUCCUGGCAUAA
Molecule: messenger RNA, 534 nt
Organism: Bipolaris zeicola 26-R-13
Lineage: Eukaryota; Fungi; Ascomycota; Dothideomycetes; Pleosporales; Pleosporaceae
Exons: 2
Coding region: 1-534 (177 amino acids)
Biological process (GO): tricarboxylic acid cycle; mitochondrial electron transport, succinate to ubiquinone
Cellular component (GO): membrane
Molecular function (GO): electron transfer activity; succinate dehydrogenase activity
Source: RefSeq, a predicted model, not a curated record